Suillus discolor is the source of this 813-nucleotide messenger RNA. RefSeq lists its product as uncharacterized. The transcript has 3 exons. The record is from RefSeq and is a predicted model, not a curated record. Lineage: Eukaryota; Fungi; Basidiomycota; Agaricomycetes; Boletales; Suillaceae. The coding region runs from base 234 to 506 and encodes 90 amino acids.
ACUUCAUGAUGUUCACUCAAGUCUACGUCAACUUGAUAGAUCAACGCGACACGUUGGGCAGAGUACUUCAGUCUUUGGGUCUUCAGCUGCCAUCCUUCCCCGCGGGUCUCAUACACUAAAAAAGUGGCCCGUCGUCUGACAACACUGAAGUAGAGCAUCACGAUUCACACCUCUGGCCCCGGCUCAGCCUGAGACCUUUGGUCUACCCCGAGCCAACUCCCGACAACGAAGCGAUGUUUUGCCGCUCGCAUGAUAUUCACGUGAUCGCGUCGAUUUUUAUCCCAGUACUCCAAGCUUCAGGAGUCUGGAGUACCCGCAGGCCAAUACUUUCCUCUACUAGGUCGUGGACUACUCACUGUCACCACGAUUUAGAGAUGAGGCUAUUCACCAUAGCAUUCAACAAGUACUUGCAUGCAGGACUGGCACAGACACAAACUUCGGCUACAACUGAGAACGCAUCAUGCGUGUCUGUUCCUGCCGAAGCAUUUUACACAGCAUAUUUUUAACGUCCUAGCUCAUACAUAAGACGGUCGUUUUAUCUGAUGAACCGCUCAAAAAUUUCAUGCUUUUUUCUCGUGAAAUGGCCACCAAUUUUUUGUAUUCCUUUGUUGUUGCGGUCAGCACCAUGACGGUCGCCGUCAACGCUCAGACAUUUGCGCCGCUCCAGUUUGCAGGCGUGAAUAUUGCAGGUUUUGACUUCGGUUGUGGUACAGAUGGCACUUGCAUUAUCUCGGAGGUUGUCCCCCCUGUCUACCAACUAUCCGGUGUUGAUGGUUUGGGCCAAAUGCAACAUUUUGUCAAAGAUGACGGCUA